Molecule: messenger RNA, 1743 nt
Organism: Cyphellophora europaea CBS 101466
Lineage: Eukaryota; Fungi; Ascomycota; Eurotiomycetes; Chaetothyriales; Cyphellophoraceae
Exons: 2
Coding region: 1-1743 (580 amino acids)
Molecular function (GO): CoA-ligase activity
Source: RefSeq, a predicted model, not a curated record
AUGGUGUUCUACCCUCCCUCUCUCGCAGGGACGGUCCCCGAGAUUCCUGAUACUCUCUCUAUACCCGAGUUCAUGCUCGACGAAAAGCACGGUCGCACGCCUAUCGCGCAGUCAUGGAACCCCUACGUGUGCGGUCUUUCAGGUGAGACCUUCACGAUGCAAGAGCAGAAAGACCGCGUCACACACCUCGCUCGCGCGCUGUCUAAAGAGCUAGGAUGGAAAGUCAAUCAGGGUACCGAAUACGACAAGGUCGCCGGCGUCUUCGCCCUCAAUACCAUCGACAUCAUGACUCUCAGCUGGGCCAUCCAUCGGCUGAACGGCGUUUCGUCGCCCGCAAACGCUGCUUAUUCCACAGAAGAGCUCAACCACCAACUCACCAACAGUGGCUCAACAUGCCUCUUCACAGUCAUGCCCCUCCUCGAUACAGCCCUCAAAGCUGCCAAAAAAGCCAAAAUACCCCGGAAUCGCAUCUACAUUUGCGAAAUGCCUGGUGACAAGGACUACCCUGAGGACCUCAAGCGCCUCUCACAGCUCACGAAAGAGGGCGAGUCCCUUCCUGAAAUUGAGCCUGUCAAAUGGUCCAAAGGCCAGGGUGAGCGCCAGACUGCCUUCCUCUGCUACUCCAGCGGCACCUCUGGCCUGCCCAAGGGUGUCAUGAUCUCGCACCGCAAUGUCAUUGCGAACACGAUGCAAAUCACCGCUUACGACAAGCCCGGCCGCGAGCACGUUGGUGGCAAAGAUUACAAGGACGUGGCACUCGGGCUACUUCCUCAGUCACAUAUUUAUGGCUUGAUAGUUAUUUGUCACGCCAGUACAUAUCGCGGCGAUAGGGUCGUCGUAUUGCCCAAAUUCGAAAUGCAGCAAUAUCUCAAUGCAAUCGUGAAGUACAAGAUCAAUACCCUGUACAUCGUUCCACCGAUUAUCAUCAACAUGGUCAAGAACCAGAAAACGCUGUCUAACUACGAUCUCUCCUCCGUCAAGCAGAUCUUCACCGGCGCCGCGCCUCUUGGAAAGGAAACAGCGGAGGAGCUGAACCAGCAGUAUCCGAGCUGGCUAGUCCGUCAAGGCUACGGGCUCACGGAGACCUGCACCGUUGUGUGCUCCUCGUCGCCUUUCGAUAUCUGGUUUGGCUCUUCAGGCAUCCUGCUACCCGGCUACAAAGCCAAGGUGAUGAGUAUUGAGGGUAACGAGAUCACGGGCUACGACCAGCCCGGUGAGCUGCUUGUCCAGUCGCCCUCGGUUGUCUUGGGCUACUUGAAGAACGACAAGGCUACCAAGGAGACGUUCGUGGACGAGCCCGAAGGCCGCUUCAUGCGCACGGGCGACGAGGUCGUGUUCCGAAAGUCUCCAAACGGGAAUGAGCAUAUCUGGGUGGUAGAUCGCAUCAAGGAACUUAUCAAAGUCAAGGGCCUCCAAGUCGCUCCCGCCGAGCUCGAAGCCUGCCUCCUCAACCACCCGGCCGUGGCAGACUGUGCCGUGAUCCCCGUUGCCGACGACCGCGCCGGCGAGGUCCCCAAGGCCUUUGUCGUCAAGUCCUCCGAAGUCGGGCUCGAGGAGUCCGACGCCAUGCUGCGCCGCAACAUCAGCAAAUUCGUCGAGAAGGAGAAGGCUCGCCACAAAUGGCUCGCCGGCGGCGUGGAGUUUAUCGACGUCAUCCCCAAGAGUCCCAGCGGCAAGAUCCUGCGUCGGAUGCUGAGGGACAAGGAGCGUGAGGCGCGCAAGAAAGGGGGCGCGAAGCUGUAG